Candidula unifasciata is the source of this 3016-nucleotide messenger RNA. The record is from the annotation of a GenBank genome assembly. Lineage: Eukaryota; Metazoa; Mollusca; Gastropoda; Stylommatophora; Geomitridae.
AUGGAAAAUUCACUGAAAAUAAUUGUUGUGUCUUUUAUAACUUUUUAUUUGUCAGCACUUAUCAGAGUUGCAGUGCAGCUGCUGCCUUUCCCAGUACCACACAACUUUUUUCUUGUCCUCUUGGGCAUGGCAUUUGGCUACUUGGAUUCUUACUAUCCCGAGAUUGGAUUCAGAGUUUUAACAGAAAGCAACCCUCACAUAGUGAUGCACAUGAUUAUUCCAGUGAUUAUGUUUGAAGCAUCAUGUUUCACCAACUUGGAGUCAUUUGUUAUUGCUGGUGCCCAAGUCACCAUAUUGGUGUUCCUCAACUUUCUGUUCUCAAUUGGAGUUAUUGGAUUAAUUGUGAUCGUGGUCUUUGACUAUGGCUGGCGAUGGAACCAUGCUAUUCUCUUAACUUCGAUAAUAGUAGCACCUGGUCCAGUUGUGACAAUGGCUUUUCUAAAAAGGCUCAUUGCGUCAUUGAAACUUCAGUAUUUUCUGGAAAGUGAAGCCAUCAUGGGAAAUUGUGUAGCUGUCAUUAUUUUCAAAUUAUGCAUUCUUUGGUCUGUCAGCAGUACUCAUUAUUUACAAGAGUACACAAUGGGACUUUGUGUAAGCCCUUUGUUUGGGUUCAUAAUAGCAAAAGCCAUUGCUUACUGGAUGUCCAGAAUCAUAAAGGACUCUGUGAAUCAAGUGUGUAUAGUCAUUGCCUCUCUGUAUGCUUGCUAUUUAGUGGCUGAGAUCAGUAGAAUGAGUGGUGUGAUAGCUAUAGUCUUCAUGGGAAUGUUUAUGACAGGCAGGAGGUCAAACUUGAGUGAAAACACAGAGAAGAUUCUUUUGAGAUUUCUGCAUGUGAUGUCAAGCUACUUCAACUGUAAUGUAAUCAUGUUGUGUGGCAUGAAACUGUCAGUGAUUCUCCCCUUGCUGACCUGGACCGACUGCGCUAACAUCAUGGAAAUCUUUAUACUACUGAAUCUGAUCAGAGUUGUUGUUGUUGCCAUGCUGUAUCCGCAACUGAAGAACAAAGGUUACUGUCUGUCAUUGAACAGCCUUUUGGUGGUGGCUGUCUGCAACAUCAGGGGUGUUGUAACCAUCCUUUUAACAUUUUGCUUGCUGCAGGAGAACUUUAGAAUCCAUAACGAAGUGAAGAUGUUUUCUCUUGCUCUGAGUCAAGUUGUUUUAUCACUGCUGUUUAAUUCCACAAUUGCUAAUGGAGUGCUUCGUUAUGAUGUUUUUGAUGAGUUCAAAUCACAAGUAAUUGCAAAUACCCAUGUCAUGUUAAGAGAUACUCAGCUUGAUUCAAUCUUCAUAUUCAAGCACAAUAACAAAUACUUGGCUGAUGCUGAUUGGAGCUUUGUGGAAAAGUUCACACGUAUCCAGCAUCCACUGCUCACCACAACUUUUAAAACAGAAAAGAACAAAACAAUUGAGAGACAAGCAAUCAACCGUAUCUUAAUGAUGAUGAAGGGCUCUUACUGGAAGCAGUACGGCGAAGGUCUCCUGUCCCAUGAUGCUGUUAAGCAGUUGUUUCACUGGUCUUUCCAGGCUCUAGCAAGAGGGAACACGUUGAUAUUUCCUUCAAAGAUUCAGUCCACUCUGACAGUACCCAAAGUUUACCAACAGUUUAGAGAUGACAUGUGCACCAAGUUGCAAGACUGGAUAAGACUGGGUCGAUAUUCACGCCCACUGCAGGCUCUGUAUACAGGAACAUUUAUAUGUCUUCAUCUUACAGACUUGAGUUUUACAGUGCUGCAGCUGAGCAAUGAAAUCUUCAUAAGAGACUCUUACAGAAACUUUGUCUUCUUUUGUUACAACAUGAUUUUUGUGGGAUCUCAUGGAAUACUAUUCAUAGUCAGGGUCGCACGUUAUAAGAAAGUUUCUGUAUGGGAAUAUCUCAUUGUGCUGCUUGUUUUCCUGGGAAUGGCUGAUUUAUUUGCUAUGAAGCUGUUGACUUCAGCCUCCUCAUUGACAAUGCUGUUGCGACUGAUUUUCAUCUCCACUCGAUUAUUUCGAAUCCUGAGAAUGGCAGAGGUAUUUCCAUACAUGCUUAAAAUUCUCCUGAAAAUGUGCGAGUUAAAUAUCAGUAUUUUGUUGGCUGAGGGCUUUGAUAUUGCUCGUAGUUACAUCAGAGGACGUUUGGAAGUUCUGAGAUUGCUGAGUCAUGUGGAAUACGACAUCCCUGCCCACAUCCUGAAGAAAUUCAAGGAUGUGUGCACAGAGCAUAAGGUUGAGACAACCAAAAUUCUAGGGUAUCUACAAAUGAAACAUCCAAUAAUUUCUGCAAGUGCAAAGACACGUCAGGCCAUUCGUAUUAUUCUGACAAAAGAACUUGAUGUCUUGAGGCAGCUGGAGGAGAAGAGGAUGAUGAGACAUAGAGAUGGAGCUGUUCUAGACAAGGUGAUAUUAACAAGGUUGACUAAAUACCUCAACAAGUGGAUCACUGUGAUGCCCCCUAGUUAUGACAGAAUCAUUGCCAGUGUUCCUUGGAUCAGAAAUGAUCUGAAGCUUCUGAACUUUAUUAUGCAAAAGGGAGAAAUUGUCAAGUACAGCAGUUCAGAGUAUUUGGUGAUACAGUCCUGCCUUCCAGGUGGUAUAUACAUAAUCCUACAUGGUAUUGCAGUGCUGCGCAGAAAAGUCAUAGAAAGAACAGAUUAUUACACAGAGCAGGUAAUGGACUACCUGACCUCAGGCAGUGUCAUUGGAGAGUUUUCAUUCUUGACUGGAAAGCCACGACACAAGGCAGUCAUUUGUGAGACAGAUAUUUUGGUCAUGUAUAUCAGAUCUAGAUAUUUGUGGCAGUAUAUAGGAGGAAGACCAGGUGUUUACAGGCCGAAACUGUCUAACUUGGAGGAACGGAUGUGGAAGGUGAUUGCUAUAAAACUGGCAUACAGAGUACUCAUAGCAGAGCCAGACUGGCUAUGCCUGAGCCAGAGUGAGAUCUUAGCCAAGCUUGUUGAUGGAGUUGUAGUCGAUGGAAAAGCUGACCCUCAAGCUUUUGCUGCUUAUAUUCAGAAUUCUGACAUUGUGCUCAUUUAUG